AUGGAGGAGACACGAGAUGAUGCAGGGCCAGCAGAGCAAGGGCCUCCAAAUGCUUCAUGGUGGCCUUCAGAUUUCGUGGACAAAUUUGGAUCUGUUUCUUUGGGUUCCCAUGAAGAAACCUUGAGUAAUACUGAAUCACCUAGAAGUCCGUACCAAGAUGUGUUGUCAUCUCAGACAGCAUCACAAGUUCUAUGGCAAACUGGAAUGCUUUUAGAACCGAUUCCCAAUGGUUUCUAUUCUGUCAUUCCGGAUAAAAGGCUCAAGGAGAUCUUUGAUGAUAUUCCUACUCUUGAUGAACUUCAUGCAAUUGAGGCAGAGGGUGUGAAAGCUGAUGUCAUUCUUGUAGAUACUUCAAAAGACAAAAAGUUGUCCAUGCUGAAGCAACUGAUUGUGGCACUAGUGAAAGGAUUGAACUCAAAUCCAGCUGCAAUGAUAAAAAAGAUUGCUGGACUGGUUUCAGAUUUUUAUAAGCGGCCGCCUGUGGAAAGUCCAGCAAAAGCUGCACUAGAAGAAACCUCCCACAUGUUUGAUAAUCGAGGAGUCCAACUUUUGGGGCAAAUAAAGCAUGGUUCAUGCCGUCCUAGAGCAAUCCUGUUCAAAGUUCUAGCAGAUACCGUAGGUCUUGAAAGUAGGCUAGUGGUGGGUCUUUCUAUUGAUGGGGCUGUUGAGUGUGUAGAUUCAUAUAAGCAUAUGUCUGUGAUAGUUGUGUUGAACUCUGUUGAACUAUUGGUCGACCUAAUGCGGAUCCCCGGCAAGCUGUUACCCCGAUCAACCAAGGCAAUCUUUAUGACCCAUAUUUCUGCAGCAGGGGAGAGUGAUUCUGCAGAAAAUGAUUCCUGUGAUUCACCACUAGAACCAAACAGUCCCCUAUAUGGAUUUUCAGAGAGAACGGAUCCUGACAGUGCUGAAAGAGAUGAGAGCCUUCAGUUCCGAGGGAGAUUUGAUGUGCCCUCGAAUGCACAAGGUCCUUCAUUGCGAAAUAUGAUGUUGCGACCUAUCACUUCCAUUGAAAGAAAACUGAGUUUAUCACAUAGUGAACCCAACAUUGCAACUUCAUUUUGGCGCCGUAGUCGAAGAAAGGCCAUUGCUGAACAGCGGACUGCUAGUUCAAGUCCAGAGCAUCCUUCAUUUCGAGCACGUGGGCGGUCCAUGCUCAGUGGUGAUAGGAAAUCUUUUAGAGAUUAUGCUGAUGACAUGCCUACCUCAAGGUUUUAUAUCUAUUGA
Messenger RNA from Prunus armeniaca (apricot), 1224 nucleotides. The record is from the annotation of a GenBank genome assembly. Lineage: Eukaryota; Viridiplantae; Streptophyta; Magnoliopsida; Rosales; Rosaceae.